Molecule: messenger RNA, 1289 nt
Organism: Ruditapes philippinarum (Manila clam)
Lineage: Eukaryota; Metazoa; Mollusca; Bivalvia; Venerida; Veneridae
Product: chymotrypsinogen A-like
Exons: 7
Coding region: 66-917 (283 amino acids)
Biological process (GO): proteolysis
Molecular function (GO): serine-type endopeptidase activity
Source: RefSeq, a predicted model, not a curated record
GGCGUUUAUAAAAGUGCAUUACAAAAAUAAAAUAGAAUUACUUACGACUGGAACUAACGGUGAUAAUGUUGAAGUUGUUGUUAUGCGUACUAUUUUCUGGUUCUCUAUUUGCGGCUAGUAUAGACACAAAUGCUCCAUCCGGUGAUGACAACGGUACCAAGAAUAGAGAAGUGGGAAGACUGCGUGAAGAAAAGCAUCGUAUUGUCGGAGGAAAUUUCGCGGACAAGGGAGAGUAUCCAUGGCUAAUUGUAUUAAGAUAUGGCGGAAGGUUCCGGUGUGGUGGGACGAUCAUUAACCCAACAACUAUCAUCACUGCUGCUCAUUGUGUAACCAAAAAACGAAAGAGGUACUAUGAAAUCGUUGCCGGGGAUUACAAAGUCUGGGAAAAAGAAAAAUCAGAGCAGAAAAUUAGAGUUAGAAAAAUAUUAAAGCAUCCGAUGUAUGGAAAAGAGGCAAAGUUUAACAACGAUAUUGCAAUAUUAAAGCUGUCUAAAAGACUUCGCUACAACAAAUUCGUGAAACCUUUACGUGUGAUAUCCAACGAAGACAUGGAGGAAACCCUUUUUUCAAAUUGUGUCGCAGCUGGAAUAGGGGACGUAGAUAACUUUUCAACAACGCCUACAAGAACUAAAGAAGUCAGAGUGAACAUCCAGCCGAAUUCAACGUGUGCAUUAAUUGCCACCGUAAAGUAUUGGCGACUUUUUACAAACAGUAUGCUGUGUUCGAAAGACAGAUUACAGGGUGUUUGCAGUGGUGAUAGUGGUGGGCCAUUAAUUUGUUAUGGUGAUACUGCACAGACAAUAAGCAAUGCUUAUUUAGUUGGAGUUGUGUCCUUCGGAGAUGCGAAUUGUUUUGUUGGCUUUAAUGUUUAUGCAAGAGUAUCACAAUUUAUUAACUGGAUAGAGAACAAUUCAUAAGGACAAUGCAAUUAGAAACUCUGAAAACUAUACAAAACUUCGUGUUGUGAUUGCGUAUGUAUCUGUGUGAAUAAAGGAAUUAAUUUCACAAACAAGACAGUCUUAUUAAAUAAUGGUUUAGCGUUACCGUUUGCAGAGCCAUUCCGCUUUGUUCGACCUGCUGUAUUUGAUGAAAGGGCUUUCGUUCACCUCAACCAGUUGAAUUUAUUACAGGAAUUGUGUUCGCCAUGUCAAAUUUGACAGGAGGGAAUUUUAUCUGCCCUGUCGAAUUUGAUUGGAGUUCCUUUGUCCGCUGUGUUAAAGUUAUGUUUGAGUGUGGGGUUGGGACAUGCGGAAGAGUUUUGUCCUAUAUUUUCCUAUAGGACGACUUUU